Molecule: messenger RNA, 630 nt
Organism: Tetrahymena thermophila SB210
Lineage: Eukaryota; Ciliophora; Oligohymenophorea; Hymenostomatida; Tetrahymenidae
Exons: 2
Source: RefSeq, a predicted model, not a curated record
AUGGUUUUUGAAUAUUCUCAAAAUGUUUUUAUUUCAAAAAACUAACCACAAAAAAAAACAAGUAUACUUUAAAGUAAGAAAUUUAAGAAAUAAGAUUAAUCAAAUGAAUUUAAUCAUAGAGGAAAAGUGAUUUCUAGUAUAAGCAAUUCACUAUCACUUUUAAAUGUGCCUACUAAUAAUUUAUAUGAAUUUAUUUAGUUUAAUUAUGCCGAAUAUCUAAUAUUUACAAAGUAGUAUAAAAAGGCUGCUUAUAUUCUGACCUCUAUUCUUGAGAAAAGCAAACGCUUAAUGUCAAAUAUGCCCUACAGAAUUAUUUUUAAAUUGUAAUAAAUAUUUGAUUUAUUUAAGAUCCAAGAUAAAUCUAUCAGAGACUAAUAACAAAGAUUUAAUAAAAAUAAAAAUAUUAAAUUAGUGAUUUCAUUUGAGAUUAACCAACCUCAACAAGAUAUACUUAAAUUAUCAUUAAAUAAAUAAAAUAAUUAUAAAUAUGAAGAAAAUUAAAAUUUUUCCUUUGAUCAAUUAUAACUAUUCAUAAAACUUAUUGAAGAAGCUUUAGAACUCUGUCUUAUAAUAUAUGCCGUUAAUAAGAACUAGUUAGCUUAAAUUUUAAAAAGAAUAAAUUGUAAAUGA